AUGGAAAACGAUAAAAGUGAUACAAAUAUGAUUAAAUUUGAAGAAAAAUUUGAUAAUCAAAUGCAAACAUGGAAUAAAACCAUCAGCGAUUGCAUCGCAAAUAGCAUUGCCACCGCGGUAAAUACAGCCCUAAAGGGUGAGCUAUCAAAGAUUACCUCUGCGUUAUCAGAACUUAAUGAUAAUGAGUUGAAACUUAACAUGGAUACUAUCAACCUUAAUAAAUCAUUGCACGAAGUUAACACCCGACUGUGCGAAAUAGAGAAAUCACUUAGCUUCUCAAAUGAACGACAGGACUUAUUUGACAGUCGACUGAAAACUGUAGAACAGAAUAUAUCACAAUAUAACGGCUUUAAAACUCAAAUACAACUACUUGAGAACAAAAUACAUACCAUGGAACAGCAAGCAAGACAGUGCAAUGUCGAAAUAGCUAAUAUCCCCGACAGGCGAGGUGAGAAUCUAAUCAGCAUAAUGGAGUGUCUGGGCGAUGCUAUUAAGCAUUCUUUACAAUCAUCCGACAUAAUAGCCGUUCAUCGUGUACCUCAUGCUGACAAAAAUGAUCGACGUCCGAAGAAUGUUAUAGUUAAGUUCGCAAACAGGACACUGCGCGACAAUGUGAUUGCCGCCUGCCGUGCUACAAAAGGGUACGCAUAA
Molecule: messenger RNA, 651 nt
Organism: Parnassius apollo (apollo)
Lineage: Eukaryota; Metazoa; Arthropoda; Insecta; Lepidoptera; Papilionidae
Source: the annotation of a GenBank genome assembly